This is a messenger RNA of Hypoxylon fragiforme, 1607 nucleotides long. Its product is annotated as stomatin-like protein. Lineage: Eukaryota; Fungi; Ascomycota; Sordariomycetes; Xylariales; Hypoxylaceae. The record is from RefSeq and is a predicted model, not a curated record. The coding region runs from base 200 to 1228 and encodes 342 amino acids. The transcript has 3 exons. Gene Ontology annotation, cellular component: plasma membrane.
GUGACAUCAUCCCUGCUCCCUUUGGUAGACGAAUCAAGUUCAAUCAACAGCUCGAUGCAGUGUUACAUACCUAGGUUACAACUUUACUUUAUUACCUUAGUCCCCGCCUGAAUUCAGAUCCCAUCCAGUCUUCUUCUCCAAUUUCUCCCAUUUUACACCUUGAAUCGUGAUAAAAUACAACACAAACCUCAUCAAAACCAUGACCGACUCUCCAAAGAACAAGGGCGUUGACCACAUCAAUGGAAAUGGCACCAGCGCCGCCGGUUUCCGAUCCCAAGCAGCCAUGAGGGUGGAGCGUCCCCGCCAGGAGGAUCUCCAGGCAAGCUAUGCGUCCAUCGUCGGCAACGAUGCCAAUCCCAAGGGGUGGUACGGAAGCAUGAUCAACGCACUGGGUUCCUGCAUGGGAUCUCUAGGUGCCGUUCCUUGCAUCAUCUGCUGCCCCAACCCGUACAAGCAAGUGCAUCAGGGCAACGUGGGGCUCGUCACCAAGUUCGGAAAGUUCUACAAGGCCGUCGAUCCCGGCCUGGUCAAGAUUAAUCCUCUCAGCGAGCGAAUUAUCCAGGUAGAUGUCAAGAUCCAGAUUGUUGAGGUCCCUAGACAAGUUUGCAUGACUAAAGACAACGUCACCGUUGACCUAACCUCCGUCAUCUACUACCACAUCAACUCCCCGCACAAAGCCGCUUUCGGCAUCGCCAACGUCCGGCAAGCUCUUAUCGAGCGUACCCAAACCACCCUCCGCCACGUCGUCGGUGCGCGCGUGCUUCAGGACGUCAUCGAGCGCCGAGAGGAAAUUGCGCAGAGCAUCGGCGAAAUCAUCGAGGACGUUGCGACGGGGUGGGGCGUUCAGGUGGAGUCGAUGCUGAUCAAGGACAUCGUAUUCAGCCAGGAGCUACAGGGCUCCCUCUCGAUGGCGGCGCAGAGCAAGCGAAUCGGCGAGAGCAAGAUUAUUGCGGCCAAGGCCGAGGUAGAGAGCGCCAAGCUGAUGCGACAAGCCGCCGACAUCCUGUCUUCGGCGCCCGCCAUGCAAAUCCGCUACCUCGAGGCCAUGCAAGCCAUGGCGAAGUCGGCCAACUCCAAGGUCAUCUUCCUCCCUGCCGCCAACCAGACCGGCCUCAACGAGUCCAUGGCCCAAACCGCCAGACAUUUCGAGGCCGCCCAGGCCAGCGAUGCCAACGAGGACCAGGGUUUCAGCCAGGCAGUAAAUGCUCGGGUUAUCGAGAACAUCUGAAAAAAAAAAAAAAACUAAAAAACUCCUGUGAUAUUGAAUUAUGGACUGUCACCCAGUCCCUGUAUUAAACCACACACUUCCGUUUUGAUCGAAACAAGGCUACCCGAUGGGUCUACUGGGCCUAUUAAUGGGUAUAUUCGGUGGAGGGAUUUGCUACGGUAUGAGCCUCGAGUAAGAAAGACGCAGAUGACGAUGAAGGAUGAUUGGUAAUUGGCUGGACGAUAUAUGGAUGGAACGGUGGAAUUGGUGGAUUGGUGGAAUGGCUGGACUACGUCGAGGAGAGACGACCGAUACCCUUGAAGGAUACCCAUCUUCGUUCGCUAAGAUAAUGCAUUUUACUGCGUUGGUUUUUUUUUUGCUUUUUUUUUUUUUGCUUUUU